Molecule: messenger RNA, 2078 nt
Organism: Heteronotia binoei (common prickly gecko)
Lineage: Eukaryota; Metazoa; Chordata; Lepidosauria; Squamata; Gekkonidae
Gene: SLC39A11
Product: solute carrier family 39 member 11
Exons: 10
Coding region: 338-1369 (343 amino acids)
Biological process (GO): zinc ion transmembrane transport
Cellular component (GO): membrane
Molecular function (GO): zinc ion transmembrane transporter activity
Source: RefSeq, a predicted model, not a curated record
UUUUGUAGCUGGUAGGGUCUCUCACAAGUGGUGCGUUUAGUGAGUUGAUUCUGUGUUUGUGUGGGGAAGGGGUAUAGGAAAAAGCAGAUCACUAAAGUAAGCGAUUAUUCUUUUAGCUAAAAGCACUCAAACGAAUCACAACAGCGUUAGCGUUCGGAAGUUUCUACUAAGGUUAGAGGUCGGUGGGUUUGUACAGCUAUAGAAUCUUGGCUAGCAACUAUGUGUAAGUGUAGCUGUCUGCGUUUGCACAAAAGAACUUAAGAGAGAGAGAGCGAGAGCUGUCCUUUAUUUGAAUGUGUAUCUUGUAAUCUGAUCCUCAAACCCAGGUGCAUUCAGUAUGUUAUUGGGUUACAACCCAGUGUUGCAAGCACUCCUAGGAACUUUCUUGACAUGGGGAUUGACUGCUGCGGGCUCAGCGCUUGUGUUUGUAUUUUCCAGUGGGCAGAGACGGAUCCUGGAUGGCAGCCUGGGCUUUGCUGCAGGGGUCAUGCUGGCUGCUUCUUACUGGUCCCUUCUUGCACCUGCCAUCGAACUGGCUGAAGACUCUGGGAAGUUUGGGGCCUUUGCAUUCUUUCCUGUAGUAGCUGGCUUCACUUUGGGAGCGGCGUUUGUGUACUUCACAGACUUUCUUCUCCCUUGGCUAGGUAUCAGUGAGCCUCCAUACACAGCACUGGCUUUGGACUAUGAUUCAAGAGUGGUGAAAGAGAAGUAUGAUCACCAGCGCAUCCACCACCAAGAGGAGUAUGAAAAUGAGCUGUCCAUCCGGAUAGGUAGAACUUCAUUGCAUUCAGACAAAGGUGAAAAUGGGGAACCUUACCAGAGGAGGAAAGGUAUUGGAGGAAGCCAGCCAGAUGUUCCUGCUCUAUCCCACACUCUCAAGGGAAACACCCCAGCACCAACAAGCAACAGCUGGAGGAGGAUCAUGCUUCUCAUUUUAGCAAUAACAAUACACAAUAUUCCUGAGGGUUUGGCAGUUGGUGUUGGAUUUGGUGCUAUUGGGAAGUCGGCAUCUGCAACCUUUGAAAGUGCCAGGAAUUUAGCAGUUGGGAUUGGAAUUCAGAACUUUCCAGAGGGGCUAGCUGUCAGCCUUCCCUUACGUGGGGCUGGAUUUUCAACAUGGAGAGCAUUCUGGUAUGGCCAAUUAAGCGGUAUGGUGGAGCCAUUAGCGGGCAUUUUUGGUGCUGUGGCUGUGGUACUAGCAGAGCCUCUCCUUCCCUAUGCCCUGGCUUUUGCUGCUGGUGCAAUGGUUUAUGUGGUGGUGGAUGAUAUAAUCCCAGAAGCACAGAUCAGUGGCAAUGGGAAGCUGGCUUCCUGGACCUCCAUUUUAGGAUUUGUGGUCAUGAUGUCCCUUGAUGUUGGACUUGGAUAAUAGAAGAUUCUUUCUCUCCCUACAUUUUUGACUUUCAGAAUCUAUAAAUCUAGCCAAAAUGCACAUCAGAAACUGGAACUGGAACUUUGUAUAUGGCGUAAUCCUACUGAUCUGGGUUGAUGUUGAUUGCCUUUAAUUAUAUUGACUUUUUAUUUGCCAUAAUAUUGUGUCGAUGGCUUAAGGAAACAUGGAAAGGUCCCCUCACCCCCCACCAUCUCCCUUUGCUUUCUUCUGUUGGGAUGGCAGUAGGAAAAUAUUGCUAAAACUGCAAGGAAUCGAAUAUUCCUAAUUUUGAAACAGGUUUUCAUAUCCAUAAAGGUCAGGUCUUAUCUGUGAAUAUCUUCACUGUGUGUAAGCAAAGCUUGUCAUGUUUUAUAAUUGAAAGAUGCCGUCUUUAAGAGAUUUAAGUCUUAUGUGCUGCAUUUGGCACCCACCUACAAGAAUGGUGUGUACCAAUGCAUUCUUCAGAUCUUUGGAAAUAUUGGGAUUGUUCUAGUUGCUAAAAUGGUUAAUAAGAGUUUUAAUUAAUAGUAUAAAUGGGCUCAUGGGAGGGUGUGAACUUUCUGGUGUGGAUCCCGUGUGGAUUAAAGGAUCAUAUUUUCUUUUUCAAAUGACAGGGUGUAUGUGGCAAAUAUUUGAAGUGCACUGCCUGUUAUAGGCCCAUUCCUUUAUUAAUAUGUCUAAUCUGGAUAAAAAAAAAUAACCCUCA